CUGGGUAGUGCAGUGCUGAAUACUGAAGCUAGGGGUCCCGUGUCUGUUAUGAAAUGGUUUGAAUCUGGAUUGCAGCCCGGUCAUAUACUGCUGUGCUCAAUUUGGUAGCUAGCUAGCUUGGUGUUUUUUCUUCGAUUCGUGCAUCUUGGGGGUUAGCUGAACCGAAUAAUAUAAUAUAGUCCAUAUAGAAGCAGUGCAACGGAGCGCCGUGGACAGCUAGCUGACGUUAAGUAGCUAGGUGUCCUGUCUCGGAAGAGGGUAGAAUUACUCUCGGUCUCUCUGACUGCAUUGCAGCGCUGUGCUGCUGGUGGAAUUCAAGCCCGUUAACAAUGGCGACUCACAGCCCUAGCAGCAACUCAACAACCUCCUCCAGCCACAACAGCAAUAGCGCAGGAUCUACAGCUCUGCCACACCACCACCAAUCCCAGUCUCAACACAUAACGACCAUGAGCAGCAUGCAGGAAACCAACACGUGCUGGAGGUGUCAGAGCGAAACAGGCAAACGCAAAGCACUGAAGUUAAAUUUCGCUAAUCCCCCGAUCAAACCCACCGCCAGAUUCACACUCAACACAGCGGGUCCUCCCUUCCAGAAUCCGCACAUAGAGAGGCUGCGCACGCACAGCAUCGAGUCGUCGGGGAAGCUGAAGAUCUCGCCAGAGCAGCACUGCGACUUCACGGCCGAGGACCUGAAGGACCUGGGCGAGAUCGGGCGGGGCGCCUACGGCUCCGUCAACAAGAUGGUGCACAAGCCCAGCGGCCAGAUCAUGGCUGUCAAGCGGAUCCGGUCGACGGUGGAUGAGAAGGAGCAGAAGCAGCUGCUGAUGGACCUGGACGUGGUGAUGAGGAGCAGCGACUGCCCGUACAUCGUCCAGUUCUACGGCGCUCUCUUCCGGGAGGGAGACUGUUGGAUUUGCAUGGAGCUCAUGUCUACCUCGUUUGACAAAUUCUACAAAUAUGUAUAUUGUGCAUUAGACGACGUGAUUCCCGAGGAAAUACUAGGCAAAAUAACGUUAGCUACUGUGAAAGCACUUAACCACUUAAAAGAAAACUUGAAAAUAAUUCACAGAGACAUCAAGCCAUCCAACAUCCUCCUGGACAGGAAGGGCAACAUUAAGCUCUGUGACUUCGGCAUUAGCGGGCAGCUCGUAGACUCCAUCGCCAAGACCCGAGACGCCGGGUGUCGGCCCUACAUGGCGCCGGAGAGAAUAGACCCCAGCGCCUCCCGGCAGGGCUACGACGUGCGGUCCGACGUGUGGAGCCUGGGGAUCACGCUGUACGAGCUGGCCACGGGCCGGUUCCCCUACCCAAAGUGGAACAGCGUCUUCGACCAGCUGACGCAGGUGGUGAAGGGCGACCCGCCCCAGCUCAGCAACUCGGAAGACCGGCAGUUCUCCCCGAAAUUCAUCGCCUUCGUCAACCUGUGCCUUACAAAGGAUGAGUCGAAAAGGCCAAAGUACAAAGAGCUUCUGAAACACGCGUUCAUACUGAUGUACGAGGAGCGCUCGGUGGACGUGGCCAGCUACGUCUGCAGAAUCCUGGAUCAGAUGCCCACCUCCCCCAGCUCACCCAUGUACGUGGACUGACCCUCCCCAGAGGAGGCGCAGAGGCGGACGGGCCGGGGAGCGAAAGAAAAGGAAAAAAAAAGAAAAAGAAAAAAAAAGAUGCAAAAAAACAAACUACGGUAUAAAAAUCUGCUUUUGUCGAAUGCCGCAGCGUUUGACGUUAAGUAAAACCCACUGGUGCAGUCGAUGGCCUUCGUGUGUAAGCACCAUUUUAAAACCCUCGGAGAUGACACUCGAAACGAUUUUGACUCGGUAACGUGUGUGUAAUUGUCAGUAAAAGAGCUCAUCGCAGAUGGCGCCUUGUUUCACGGGCGGCGGGGCGCUACGUGCGCGGUAAUCCCGGCCAUCUUGGUUUCCGUUUGUGUUGGCUGUGCUUCCCCGCUGGCCGUGCGGUCUUUUUGGCACACGGCUAGCUGAGAGGACAUCGGAGCGGUGCCGGCUGUGUGGCCCGCAAACGGAAAACGUUGGGCUGCCAGUCUAGUGCUGAAAGGGGCUGCAAUAGAAAACGAAUGGAAAAAUUUGGCUGGAUUUAUUCAAUUAAAAAAAAAAAAAAGAAUCUGUUUGAGUUUAUCUCCCUGACCUUUGUGUAGUUUGCUAGCCAUACCUGUCUCCUGAUGGCUCAAGGACAGACGUGCCUAGCUGGCUCAUAGAUUAACUGUGUUUUAGAUUUUAAAAUUUUUUUUUUUUGCAAUUCAUCACAAAUGAUGCUAAAUAAGAGUAAUGCGUGUGUAAUGGUAAAACUGAUUUUAGAACUGUGUUCACAAAGGCCGUUUCACCGGUGGGUUUUGUUUGACUUUAAGAGAAGAAAAAGUACCCAAACCCCCCACCCCCCCCCCCCCCCCCCAACACCCCACUCCCACCCCCUGUCUGCCCGACACCUUGUGCAAUAAGAUCGGUGUUCAUUUCAAUCAUGUCUGUAUAUUGGCAUCUACACAAGUACUCUCUCUCUCUCUCUCUGUCUCUCUCGUGCACAUACGUAACAGUCGCACACUAGUAAACUGAUCAUGCCGUGGUCUUGGCUCAUGUUGAUGACCUCAUUCAUCUCUUACGUGAACACAGUGUAGUGAUGAAAAUCUGGAAAUAUAUUUAUAGUAUUAAAUCACUUGUGGAGUAUCAUUUCUUUUUUGUUUUUUGUUUUGUUUUUGGAGACGUGUCAAUCAGCAUAUGAUAUUAGAACCGUAUUUUGUGGACAGUCCCGCCUCCACCGUCUCUGUAUGACUGUUGAGCAGUGUGUGUGUGUGUGUGUGCGCGUGCACACGCGUGCGUGCAUUGGUGUGUAUAUAUAUGUGUGUGUGUUUGUGUGUGUCGGCACAAAGGAAAAUUAGUUGGUGGACAGGAGUGAAUUUUACCCAGCAUGCACAAGUCUAAUCGAGGUUGUUCGUGUGCCUUGCUGUUGCAGUGGAUCUGCUGAUAGUGAAGACAAUAGAAGAGAGAGGGAAAGUUUCACUAGACAUUGAUUUAGACACGUGUCCACAUGUACGAGAGCUUUCACUGUUUACGUAUGGCCAAUACACGUGCGUAGAGAAGCGCGGAAAUGUAAACUUGCGUCACGCACUUGCACGCGCCCACAGACUUGCUAUCUCCAGGCACUGCGAACUUCACACACUAUGUAAAUACGUGCAACCAUUUUGCCCCUUCAGAAAUCAUGAAAUGUAUGGCUUUCCUUAAUGGGGGGGGGUGGAGGGGGGGAGAAAAAAAAUGUAAAAAAAAGGAAAAAUAUUUUAUACAUUACCUUUACACCACAAGUGGAAAGAGCCCUUUGUUCUGGGUCCUGGGGGGGUGCGUCCCCCCCCCCCCCCAAGUCCAGUCCUCAGUGGUUUGCCCCACUGUUGGCAUCGGCGGAAUGUUGACCUGUCGUCAGGUGUAAUGUGGAGCCGUGCUUUGCCGCGUGCCGUUUGAGUAAGGAUGUUAGUUCACCGUGGCCAGGUAAGAACCUGCCGCUCCAAAGCCAUGCCGCCGCUGCCGCCGUUAGCCUGGGACUUCCGGUUGUGGUUCUGGGUGACCUGCUUGUGUACCUGCCGAUUUCGGGGUCCUCCUGACUUUUUAGUGAAUCUAGCUGUCGCUUGAUCGAUGUGGGCUUGCUAUCGAGUAGCGCUAACUUUGUCAGCUGACGUCUCACUUUGUGAAGUGCUCACCAUCCAAACUGCAGAAAAAUUAGAAGGUCUGUUUUCCCCCCCACGAUGCACCACAAUUUGCAGUCUCCCGAAAGCUGAAACUUCCUGUUAAAUAACGGAUUCGGUGCACACAGCAGGUCACAGUGACCCCGAAACGGUCCGCAGGGUCGUUUGAACCGUUAGGUUAAUAAACCGACCGCGUUACUACGGGCAACCCUUUCAUUAUUCUUUAAUGUUUUUAUUUGGUACUCAAAUGAGUGUAAAUGUCAACCAGUUUUUAAAAACCAUGACUAAAAUGGUUUUGGGGGGGGGGGGGGUGGGCGGGGGGUGGUGGUUGGUGGGGGAAGAGAAAGAACAAAUAUUAAGAAUUGUGAAUAAUGCUGUAUAAUAAAAAUCUUUAUCACUGUCAACGUAUGUUCAAAACUGUGUGUCACCAUUAUCCUGGCUUGAAAUAGUCUUCACGUUAUGAACACUUAAAAAAGCGUGCACUUUUUUCUGUUGGGACAUGAAAGACGAUUAAAACAAUGGAAAUUGUCUCUUGGCAGAUAAAAAAAAUUAUGGAGGAAAGAGUGUAAAAUGUCCAUUUAUUAGCAUAUUAAUAUUAGAUUAUAAAAAAAUAUUAAGGGUGAGGAAUUUACUACGUUGGUGUAUCUAAGGAUUUAAAGAAAUGUAUAAUGUUCGCACAACUGUGAAAAUAAAACUGUACAUUGUGAAACUGGGUUGUAUCCUGUACUAUAGAAAAUGUAUAAGAAAUAUAAAACACAGAAAAAAAAAAACUUGUGCAGGGAUAUCGCCUUAUGUGUCAGUGAAUAGGAGCGUACUUAAUCUAACAUCUGGCUUUAAAGAGCUCCUGGCUUUUUUUUUCUAUCCUAUCUACUGGUUUGACUUCAUAUAUUUAAGACAUCGAUGGAAUCUAAGUGUUCAUGUAGUAAUGAUUAUAGUCUGUGCCUGCAGGUCAGAUGAAAUAAAAUUAGAAUGUGA
Molecule: messenger RNA, 4657 nt
Organism: Anguilla anguilla (European eel)
Lineage: Eukaryota; Metazoa; Chordata; Actinopteri; Anguilliformes; Anguillidae
Product: dual specificity mitogen-activated protein kinase kinase 4-like
Exons: 12
Coding region: 330-1583 (417 amino acids)
Biological process (GO): MAPK cascade; protein phosphorylation
Molecular function (GO): ATP binding; JUN kinase kinase activity
Source: RefSeq, a predicted model, not a curated record